Molecule: messenger RNA, 5102 nt
Organism: Teleopsis dalmanni
Lineage: Eukaryota; Metazoa; Arthropoda; Insecta; Diptera; Diopsidae
Gene: Ge-1
Product: enhancer of mRNA-decapping protein 4 homolog
Exons: 14
Coding region: 336-4385 (1349 amino acids)
Biological process (GO): deadenylation-independent decapping of nuclear-transcribed mRNA
Cellular component (GO): P-body
Molecular function (GO): protein binding
Source: RefSeq, a predicted model, not a curated record
UUCCUUCGUAUGGCAAUUCCGCAAAACAACUGUAAAACAAAGGGUUUGCCGAGGCGGCGUUAAGUUUUGUGAAUUUUACAGGUUGCGAAUGUUAGUGCAAACAAAUUUUUUUUAAGAUACUUAUCUACAUACUUUACCCAACUUUCAUUACGAAUCGGCAAAGGUUUAAAAUAAAACGUUUUUAAGCGUAAUUAAUUCAACUUCAUGUAAAUGUUUUGGAAUAAAAUAUUUUCAGUAAAGGAGCCGCCAAGCCGCGAAAAUACGAGGAUUUACGAUUGCUAAAAAAAGUAAAAUAAGAAUUAGACAAAUCUAUCAUUUUUGACGAAUGCAUGUAAAUGAUAUUGUGUACAUUGGGCAUCUCCUACAUACUGCAAACUACAAUAUAUAAUCUAAAUAAAUUAAAAGAAGAUCGUGGAAAAUAUUCCAAUAAGAUUACAUUGAAAAGUAAUUUUCAAUCAGCAAUUAAAGCAACAAAGACGACAAACUCGCAACUUGAAACAGUUGCGAUACCAAAAACAAAAAUUCUAAAUAAAAUAUCUUUCAAAAUGAGUAACAACUUCAAUAGCGAAGAAAUCGUACAGUUGGAAACCAACAAUGAUAACGUUCCAAGCACUUCUGCUGAUAGCUGCGUGAUUGAUUUUAAUGGCUCUGAGUUUUACAAAAAAGUUCUGUAUAAAAAUGUAAAUGUUGUAUGUGGUUCCGGCAAACAUGACCAUGGCUCAUCCCGAGUAAAGUUAAAAAAUAUUGUUGAUUAUAAAUGGGAGCAUAAAUACUAUCCCGGACAUUUAGUUGCAUUACAUUUGGAUGGAACACAUAUAGCAUAUGUUAUCAAUGUUAAUAAUAAGUCUUCACGCGUCGAGGGCAUGAUCCGUGUGAGUAAUGCUGUAACGGGUAUGCGUACACUAAUAAAAGGAUUAGGCGGUGCAGUAUUAGAUAUACAAUUCGCACAUAUUGAGAAAGAGCAUAUUCUUGGCUCAAUUGAUGCUAACUCUUUGUAUGUUCAUAAAAUCGAUAUGCUUGAUGGCAGUUUACUCUGUAAUUUGUUGGUUAAAAUUGAAGAUCCGCUUGAGAAUUAUACACCAAAAUACGACAGAAUAUUAUGGUGUCCAUUUAUUGAAGUUACAGAAGAAGAUGAAGAAGAAACUGAAGACAGUAAAUUAAUUGUUUGGGCACGCGGUUCAAAAUUUCAAUGUUUCAACAUAGGCACAAUAAUCACUGAAUAUGGUGUUGGUCAAAAAGAUCCUAAAGAUUUCGUAGCUGGAUAUUUAAAUUUACACGAUGAAACUUUAACCAUAAGUUGGACAUGUUUAUCACCAGAUGGUUCAACAUUAGGAAUUGGCAGCAUAGAUGGUUUUGUACGUUUCUAUCAAGUUUAUAUGCACGAACAGAAUCCACGUUGCUUACACCAGUGGAAACCACAUGAUGGUAAACCUAUAUCAUGUUUUUAUUUUUUGGAUAAUUUGGCUACAAGUGCACCAGAAUCAUAUUGGAAAUAUGCUAUAACGGGUGCUGAUAGCAACACUGAGCUCAAAGUUUGGGAUUGCGGUACUUGGGAGUGCAUACAGAAAAUAACAUUCACUUGUGAAGAUACAAGCAAGACACUACGUUUAAUUGCGGAACUUGAUCGUACGUCACGCUACUUAGUGCUUAGUUCACUUGAUACGCGUGCAUGUUAUGUAUUGCAAAUUGUAAAUCUCUUCAACAAUCAAUGUAAAAAAGAUGAAAAUGAGCUAAGUGAUUCCAGUAAUGUAAGUUCAAGAUCUAGCGGUGUCGCUGGUGCAGUGUAUGUGCGCAGCAUUACUGAAUUUCCAUUAAGCUCUGGUAUAUUAUCAUUUUGUAUACAUGAUGCAGCAGUUAGACGUUUAAAAUGCAGCAAUGACAAUUAUCUUUGUGAGGAAAUGGACGAUUACGAUGAAGAAAUGCAUUCAUUAUAUUGCGUUGUUGUACGUAUGUUUGUGGUACAAUCAAAAAGUUUGCAGGAGUGCCAUAUAUUGUACCAACCACAAGUGGAUGAUAUUGAUAUUAAAGAGGACAUUGAUGUUAACAACGAAGAAAAUAUUGCAAACAAUUUAAACAUAUCGGAAGACUUGAGCUCGAAACAAAAUGUGAGCCCGAAAACUGAAAAUGUUGCUACUAAUUUAGUGCCCAGUAAUGUUGUAGUGAAACCGGAAAUAGAUAAUUCUGAAGAGGAAAUGUUAGAAGCGCUACUUAGUUUAGAAAAAACACUUUCUUCUGGUUCGUCACCACUUCCAUCGUCGGUUGUUGCUGUAGCUGCUGCAGCGGCAGUCACACCUUCUGCUAUUGCUAGUGAACAUUCAGGCACUUCUUCACCACAAAAUGGCAUUAACAGUAAAAAUUAUGUACCUGUCAAUCUUAUGACACCUGAUGAAUUUGCUUCAACAUCAGCAGAGAAAAAAACAGCAGAUUGUGUUAGUUCAGAGGUUCGCAAUACUUUACUGAUGUUAGCGAGUGUAGCUGCUUCCGGCACUCCAAAUAAUAACAAUGAAAAUUUGAAUAUCUUAAAUUUGGUUAACAAUAAAAUCAUUGAAGACAAAGAACAUCAGAAAAUCCAGUUGAAGCAAGCAAUAGAAACUCAGAAAAAAUUCAUAACAAUUGAUGGAAAUAUGAAUCGCAAUAUUAUUGACACUUUUGCAAGUGGUGGCUCAAGUCCAAGUCGUGAAGUGCAAGAGAUUUUGUCUUUUCGUGAUUAUAAAACAAAUGCUUACAGCACUGAUGAAAUGCUAGUUAGUGAAGAAAAAGAUGAAGUUAAAAUUAACUUGAAAGAAACAGAACCUAGAUCAUCGGGAACUCCGUCGAAAUUUCUUUGGGCAAAUACACCAAAAGAAGUACAAACAACAACAUCAACUGAACUGCAGAAGGCUGUUAAUCUGAUACCGAAAACUGCUCCAACAAAUAAUUUGAGUAACAAUAAUCAUCCGACUGGUCAUAUUGGUCAUAGCAGCAACACAAUUAGUAACAGUAGUAGCAGUAAUACCAUCAAUACUGCUAAUGGUGUUGAUCACCUUGAAGAUCCACAAAUGCUUGCAGAGAUUUUAGAAUUAAAUAAAACUCAGGCUCGUCACAUAACGGCACUCAAAGAAGAAAUCGCAGAAAUUAAGAAUAUAAUGGCAAAUUGUUUCGUAGCACAAAAGCAAUUAGUGGAGUGUACACAGAAGCAGAUUUCCGACUUGACAUACAAAAUCGAUGUUCAAAUACCAAAAGUUGUGGAAAAUAUUUCAAUUCGGAAUGAGAAUGAAUCGAAGAAGAGAUUAGCCGCAAUUAUGAAAGAACAAAAUAUUGAAAUGGGCGAUAAAAUAAUGAAAUCUUUGUCUCAGUUAUUCGCAACACAACUAACUCCAUUAAUUGCGAAAACUAUAAAUGUAGAACUGCAAAGAAAUGUAGGUCCACUUAUCACCGGAGUAAUUAACAAUAUGCAGUCGAAGAUAUUAAUUGAUUUGACUAGAAACUUAGCCAAGAUGGAUGCAGGUUUAAAAGAAACCUUAGUACAAUUAUGUAAAAGUAAGAGUGUAAUCGAAGCGUUUAGUAAGUCGAUUCUAGUUGCCGUGCAGGAUAGUUUGCAAAAUGCUUUCAUCGAAUCUAUGUCUGGCAGUUUAAUUCCAGCUUAUGAGAAGUCAUCCCAACAUAUGUUUAAACAGUUGCACGAAGCCUUUUCGUAUGGUAUCAAAGAGUUUAUGGAACAAUUUGAAAAUUAUAUGCAAGAAACCAGACAAACAAAUGAAAGGGCAGAACUGUUUACGGCUUUAUCAGCUUUACGACAACAUAUCGAAAAUGCAUUACUUAAGCAUCAUCAUAGUAUAGGCGAAUCACUCGCAGAGGGGCGUAAAGACGUUAAGAGUAUGGAAAUAAUCAUUGCUCGCCAAGUAAAGGAAGCCAUACGGAUAGAGAUGCGUAAAAUAUCUGAAAGUCAAAACAUGCAGCUACGUUCACAAACAAAUACACCUGCACCAAUGUACGAUAUUCGUGAAUCCAUUAAGCUUCUUUUGCAGAGUGGUCAGAUCAAUAAAGCGUUUCACCAGGCGUUGCUUGCAAAUGACUUAAGUUUGGUAGAUUAUACGCUAAGAAAUACUGAUCCGAGUUCAGUUUUCAUUCCCGCAUGUUGCUUGGAACAGAAGGUUUUACUCUCAUUAAUACAACAAAUCAGCGCAGAUAUGCCUAAUCAUAGUGAAACUAAGCAAAGAUAUUUGGCUGAAGCUAUAUUAUCUAUUGAUUUCCGCGAUGCUAUAACACGUGAACAUGCACCUAAAGUAUUGCAAGAGUUAUUAAGAAAUAUUCAAAUGUUUAUUGUUAACUACCCGAAAAGUCCGCUAGUGAGUAAUGUACGUCUCCUACUAACGACUGUGCAAGCAUGUAAGGAGAAAUUUUAAUAUAGUCAAAUUGGCGGCAAUCGUUUUCCAAUUGCCGCCACACUGCACAGUUUAAAUGUAGAGGAUAAUCGAAUCUACAAAAAACCUCAAAUACAAACAAGAUGGCAAAAACAACAGACCGAACAUCAACUGUGCAAUCCAUUUAAACCUGCUAAGCAUAAAACGGCAAUUAAACCAAUACGACGAUGUGUGGGCAAGUACGCAACCACGGCUAAAUUAAAUAAAAAUAUAUACAGAUCUAAGUUAUUAACUUCAAGACUUUAUGAUGAGGAAAAUUCUACAGACUACGAUGUUGAUGACGACGAGGAAUUCGAAAUAGAUUAAGACUACAUCAAUUUUUAGGUCGCAUUUUAUUAAAUUGUUAUACAACAAAUUCUGAAUAUAAAAAUUAAAAUUAAUUGUAACUACAUUUGCCAACGCUCAACAAUAAUGUUUAUUAAUUAUUGUUGAGUUAUUUUGCGAUUCUCCAUGCUUUUAUUAUACUUAUUAUGAAAUAAAUUUAUUUUUUUAAAAAUGUGAAUGACACCUAUAUUUAAGCUCCGUAACAAGCAUAUAUACAAGCAGUGACUCUAAAUGAUAUUUUGUAAUGAUAAGCCGAAAUAUAAAGAUACUAGAAUUAGCUUUUCUAUUUUAUUCAUAAGCAAUUGUAUUACGUGUGUGCAUACUUUAAGUUAAUCCUUUUAAGUUUGUAUAAAAACUAAAAAUAUUAUUGAGAAA